Messenger RNA from Mytilus californianus (California mussel), 11453 nucleotides. RefSeq lists its product as uncharacterized. The transcript has 54 exons. NCBI's taxonomy places the organism in Eukaryota, Metazoa, Mollusca, Bivalvia, Mytilida, Mytilidae. The coding region runs from base 186 to 10496 and encodes 3436 amino acids. The record is from RefSeq and is a predicted model, not a curated record.
AUCAUUGUGUACCAUUGUGUACGCCACGCCGGACAUGAGAAUGGGGGAAAAUAAAGCAUUGUAUCUUAUCACGUAACACAUAUAUAUGAUGACGGAAUAGAUUCCGCUAUAAAGCGAUUUGCUCAUACAUUAUUGAACUACGUUAAUUUUUUCAAUUUAGUUUUAGUCUUUAAUUCAACAUAAGGAUGAUGACAAUUAUACUCGGACUACAUUUUCUCUGUUUUCUUGAAAUAUUUUUGCGAUGUGAAGUUUCGGCCGGUUUAAGGAGAGGAGGACAAAAUGUAAAAGAAAUUGGAUGGCAAAGUAAAGAAGCAAGAUAUAAGAAAUGUGGCUGGUGGAAACCGAAAUGGCCAUGGGCUCAGUGUACUGAAUAUUCAAAUGUGUAUCGUUUUCGUUUAGAAUGUAAAGAAGGUUGGAAACAACAAUAUACAUAUUCUGACAGUUGUGACAAUGCAAUAUGUAACGGAAAAUCUGGACCAGAUGCUUGUAAUAUACGAUAUAAGCUCCCUUACUGUCAGAAAACAAGAAAAGAAAAAAACCCAAUCUGCGACAGUGGAGGGAGUUGUAUUUUUCCAGAUAUUUGCUCAGACUGUGACGAUGGAUUCUAUAAUGAUGGACCAUACUGUCGAGUAUGUGGGACCAUUGAUCACUGUAAUCACAGAAGGUGCACUAACUCUUACAAUCAACACUGUGAAUGGUGUGAAGGAGAAAUUAUGCCAAAACAGUAUUGGAGAGCCUACAUUAGUUCUUUUGACAAAAGAACAUGUCAGAAGGCUUGUUCCUGGAGAACAGAUAGUACUCGCUGUUUCCCUGGAACGUGUACUUAUGAACUUGCCAGUAAAUGUAAAUGCAAUGCUUACUUUAGUGGACGACAUUGUGAAAACAUUGACAACACACCAACGAUACUAUACAAUUAUUGUAAAUUUUAUGAUAAAGAUGGACAUAAUGUAUUAGAAAAUAAUGGUAACUGGAACACCCCUGGCCAUCCAACUAAAUGGACAAAUUAUGAUGGAUAUACAAAAGUUUCAGUUAGUCUAACAGCAAAAUAUUUGCAGCCAGGAGUCAUAAUUACUAAUCAUUAUGUGAAAAAGUACAGUAUUGGCUUAAUUGAGGGAAAAGUAACUCUUUAUUAUUGUAAAGGUUCAUCAUGUAAAAAGAUGAUAAAAACUUGUUCCGGUAUGAAUAGAGAUGCACCAAUAUCAUUUAAACCGUGCAAGUUUACCAUUGGAAUCAAUACUUGGCCAUUGACACAUAAUGAUAGAGUAGUUGCUGAAUUUUCAUCUACAAAUGGAGGAUAUGUGACUGUGGCUAACCGGGAUAAAAGCCAAUCUGAUUCUGAGACAGAUAAAUAUUACUAUUCUGGUAAAACUCUCACAAGGCAGUUUGAGUAUCGAUGGGACUUAGAGAAACCGUACCAUUGUUCUGAAAAGCCAGGAUCGCCAUGUACACCAUUUCUAGAUCUUUCAGAAGAUAUUACUGAAAAUCGUAAUCUGAGUUUUCGGUGGGGAGGAUGGUCAGAUGAUUUAUCAGGUCUAGAUCAUUAUGAAUAUGACCUGUAUUAUCUUGGAGUGAGUGGAAUAAAUAAUGAUGCAGUCUUGGUUGAUGGUGGCGGUAGCGGUGGAUAUUUGGUGUUAAAAAAAAGUGUACCAAUUACAGAAUCCUCUGGAUCUUUGCAUUUGAACGAAUCCGGGAUGUAUUCUUUACAUUUACUUGCUUUUGAUAAAGCCGGGAAUUAUAAAUCAGGAAGAAAUCUGUUCCUGUAUGAUAACCAGUCAGUAGUGGAAAAACAAGGAAAGAAGACAACAUACAGUUCCACUGCUUCAAAAAAUACAUCGUAUACUUGGGUUACUUCAAAUACAAACCAUGUCCAGGUGGAUUGGAAAGAUCGAUUCAUCAAUGUCAGACAUAAUCAUAAAAAAUGGUUAAACCUUGUACAGACAUAUACUACAAAAGAAAUUGAGGAUUUGUAUGGAGAGAGGACAAAUAUCAGAAUAAAUAAUGUAAAUGGUAUUGUCGAUUUUCAAGUAUCAUAUGAAGUUGAAAGCUUUGACUUAAAACAUAAAAGCUUAAAGGAUUCACGACCUUUCACCUCUGUUUCCGAUAUAUAUAAUCAGUAUGAUGUCCUGACAUUAAACUGGACCGAUGGCGACCGUUUGACAGCUACAGUUAAAGCUAUUGAUAUACUGGACAAGACUGACCAAGAAACUAUUAUAGUGUACAGAGAUGCCACACCUCCCAUUAUUGAAAAUUUAUGGAUGACAAAAGGUCACAGAUUAAACAUUAGCGUACAUAGUUUAGAAGAUUUUACAAAGAUGACGAUAGAAUGGGUAGCAUAUGAUAUUCACAGUGGAUUAGACUCCGUGUUUUGGAGAUUAUAUGACAGCAUGACUGAUGUUCUCCAUGGGCAUGAAGAUGUCAUAGCCCAGGGACAUGCUAAAAAUCUGACACAUUGUGAAGAUAUAUACAGUCAAAAUGCUAGAGGAGCUAACUGCUACUGUACACCAUUUCAUGGAUGUUUCCAUCGUCAUUUCCAAAUUAAACCUGAAAUUAAAGAACAUGGAGGACUGAUAGAAAACAAAAAUAGCGGAACACAUGAACACGAUUAUUUUAUAGAGAUAUCUGUUACAAGUUUUGCUAAUCUUACCACGGUUCUGACCAGAAAGAUAACCAUAGAUGUUAGUCCACCACAUUCCGGUGCUGUUCAUGAUGGACUACAAGGAAACCCAGAAAUAGACUACCAACAAGGAAUGGACCUAAGUGCCUACUGGGACCAGUUCUUCGACAGAGAGAGUGGGGUAUUUUUCUACCAGUAUAUAGUUAAUACAAGUUGUGCUGAUCAGACUGAUUUUGUUCCUGGUGGUUCAAACAUUAUAGAGACAUAUAAUACUUUUGGUAGUCACACAGUCAAUGGUGAUGGUACUUACUACUUCACUGUUGUGGCUUAUAACAGAGCCCUUGACCCUUCAGAACCAGUUUGUUCUGAUGGUGUUACGAUAGACAGUUCUGUACCAGGAGUUAAGGAAGUAGUUGUUACAGAUUUUAUUAUCACUGGUGGUCUUGUCAAAGAUCGAGAUACUUUAAAAUAUUAUAUCAUUGGACCAGAUCGAAUUAGGAGACUGAUUCCUAAUCCAACUGCUGACUGUAUAACUAAAGCUACACCUUUGAAUGGUACAGAUAUUUUUCCUCUGAUGAGAACUGACAAUGGAAGCAUUGUUGAAGUAGACAGCAAUGUUUUCUGUUCUAAUUCCAGUUCAUCACCAAGUGUCAUAGGAUUAACCUUGUUUAAAUCAUCAUUGCUAGAGAUGUCUUGGGAACCUCUUGACAUACCGGCCAAAGUAUUUGAUUAUGAAGUUGGAUUCUCUUCAACAGCAGGAAGUGCAGCUCCUGACAUCAUGGCAUUUGAGUCGACAAAACAACAUGCCCAUGUUAGAGUGAUGCAUACCAAUAUACCUGAUGGGUCACAGUUUUUUAUCAUCAUCAAAACAAUCAGUAAAUCUAAUGUGGAAGGGCUUACAACUUUAGGUCCAUGUCUCAUGGAUACUACACCACCACAGAUUGAUGGAGGUAGUGGUAUUUUUACAGUACAACUUUUAGGGGAUUAUCUGGUAACCACAUGGCCUGGUGCAGCUGUGUCUGAUAGUGAAGAAUUAUUUACACUGGACUAUCAAUUUGCUAUCGGCCACAAUUCUAACGGAACAGAUGUACAAGGCUAUCAACCAUUGAAAUCAGGGAGCAGUUGUAUGUUGAGCCAACCACCAUCUUGUACAGCUGUCAAUGUAUCUGAUUUAGACUGGUAUCUACAUGGAAAUCAUACAUACUAUGUGUCAAUUAAGGUUACCAACACAGCAGGACAAACAGCCAUCCAGUCAUCUGGUCCCUACAUACAUGAUGUGCAGUUACCAGCUGAGGGAGUUGUUUUAGAUAUUGAUACUCAGGAUAUCCCAACACACAUCCAAUUCAAGGAUAUACAAGACUUCGACUUUCAGACGGCUACCAACAUAAUUGCUGCACGUUGGUCCGGAUUUGCACAUCCACAUUUAAAUGUUACCUACAGAGUUAGUAUUGGUACUACCAUUGGAGGAAGUGAUGUUGUAUCUGCGAAGGAUGUGGGUGUCAGUCUAGUUCACAAGGAAACUGGGCUGUCUCUGACACCUUAUCAGAAAUACUUUUUCACUGUAACAGCUAAGACUUCAGCAGGGAAUGAAUGGAAAUCGUCUGACGGUGUUACAAUAGUUACAGAAAAUGAUCUUCUAUCAGGAGUUUCAAUUUUUGAUGGAGAACCUUGUAAUAUGACUAAUAAAAUGUUAGAACAUCAUAUGGAGGACCACAGAUUAUAUUGUUCAGAUGAUGUUGACAUCCAGAUGUCCACAAAUUCAUUAAAAGCUUACUGGACUAUACCAGAUACUAUGAAGUCUUACACCACUGAUGCAUACAUUGCUAUAGAGAAGAGUGUCGGAAACUAUUGGAGUAUUUUCCGUGAUUUUCUCAAAAUAUCAACAGUAUUGAAGAUGAGCCUUGAUGACUUAACUUUAAGCCCUGGUGUAAAGUAUCGUGUUGUAUUAAAGCUGUGUGCUAAAACCAUCUGUUUCUCACAUAUCAGUACCGAUGGUGUCACGGUGAUUGCCAAUCCUCCCGUUACAGGGGACGUAACUGUGGAACAUUUUAAUUCCACACAAACAAGUGGGGCUGAGAAGCUAAUGGUGUCUUUUGCCCAGUUUUAUGACCCAGAUAUUGAGGACAUGACUGAAAAAUAUACUUUUGUUGAUAAAUAUGAGUUUGCUAUCACAGACAAUUCUGUACAGGGAAAGAUAUACAUGGUUUGGACCAAAUUAGACUAUACAGCAAUUGGACAUCAGAUUUCCUUUGAGUAUGUUUUGAAUGGUACAAUGGAUUUUUCUAGGUGUAAAAGAUUUUCUAUUAGAGGAUACAACAAAGCCAAGCUGUACUCUACAGUGUCGACUGAAAUAAAAGAUUGUAGUGCAUUUAACCCAAUAUUAAUACAACCAAACAUUGUAAUAGAUGCUGUAGGUGAACCGGAUGCGACUGCUGGAAUUGGUAGACCUGUCUUUCUUGAGCAAAAUGCAUUGUGGACAGAAGCAGAUAGAGAUUACACCCCGUACAAAAAUGUAAUAUCAGCUGUGUGGCCAACCUUACGGCAUAAAAAUUAUGACUAUGCCAUUAUAGAAGUCAGGGAAGUUGAUGUGACUACAUACUAUCGUCAAGUAAAUCAGUUACAAUUGAAGAUACCAUGUGACCAUCCAGAUAGAAUAAAAUGUGGACAUACAGGAAAUGGGUUCAUGAAUGUAGAGUUCACGAACAAUGAGUUAUUGCACGGCACUCGUUACACUGUAUGUGUUCAUGCUGAUGCUACAAAGAUCCAACAUGAAACCUGGAUAGAGGACUUGUCAGAGAUUAACGAAUGUAGCGAUGGAAUAAUUGUAGACUUGACACCACCUGUAGCAGGCAGAUUGUGGAUUGGUACAAAUCUAGGUCAGAUUUAUCAGACUACCACUACCAACUUGUAUGUAAACUGGGAUGGAUUCCGUGAUGUAGAAGAAUAUGGAGUAGGGCCUCAUUCUACUGGUAUUAAAGAAUAUAUAUUGGGUAUUGGCACAACUCCAGGUGGAAAUGAUGUCCAUGCCUUUGAGAAUAUCGGAAUAGUACAACAUAAAGCUUUACCAAAUCUUAACCUGCAGAAUGGAUACAAGUAUUAUGCAACAUUGAAAGCUGUUGAUUUUGCUAACAGAGAAAAACUCAAAGUUUCAGACCCAAUAACCAUUGAAUAUACUCCACCUGAGAGAUCGGAUAAACCAAUCACUUUAUCAAGUCGUCUUAUCACAUCAAUUACAGAAAUAAACCCGUGUUGGAAAGGAGUAUUUAUUGACCUUGAAUCGGGUAUAGAUUAUUACCUGUGGUCAGUUGGAUCAGAGCCUGGCUAUACAGAUAUGAUGUUAUACAUUAAGGUUGUUGAUAGGGAAUGUGGAAUUAUAGACAAGAAUAAUCCCUUAAUACUUCAGGAUGGUCAUUAUUAUUAUAUUAAUGUCAUGGCAUUCAACAAGGCAGGAUUAUCAUCAUUGGCGACAUCCUGGGCUUUCCAAGUGGACACAACGCCACCUACACCUGGUCAGGUAUACGAUGGAGAUAAACGUCAGCUGACAGGAAGUGUUAAAGACAUUGACUACCAGACAGAGACCAAAGUUCUAUAUGCUUACUGGGAAGGUUUCCAUGAAUCCCACUCCACAAUUAAAGAUUACUAUGUCUCUGUAGGAACGUGUCCAAGCUGUGAGGAUGUUUUACAGCAACAGGCAAUUGGAAUUACAUAUGAAUUCACAUUAGAAAACAUCCACCUCGGCACAGGACUGAAAUAUUACACUGCAGUGACUGGAUGUAACACAGCAGACAUGUGUACAACAGUGACAUCAGAUGGUGUGAUUAUAGACAAUAGUCCGCCAACAGCAGGGGUAGUCCAAGAUGGAACUGGCUUCUAUGAUACAUCAUAUCAAUCUAUGAUAAUCUACUUGUCAGCCAAAUGGUACGGGUUUGAUGACCCCCAAUCUGGUCUACAGAAGUAUGUAUGGAGGGCAGGACUAAAACCGGGUUAUGGUGACAUAGUAUCACCUAUAGAGCUCCAUCUGACAGAAACUGCGACUUUACUGAACUCUACCAAUAACAACCUUGACCUUCCUGUGAACAAGAGGAUCUUUGUAACUGUCAGAGCAUAUAAUAAAGCUGGAUUAUGGUCUGAAUCAUCAUCCAAUGGAAUCAUUGUGGACAACACACCACCAGUUAUUUCUAAUCCACCGACAUUUGCAGCUGACAAUGGAAUAAAGGGAUUGACACAGAUCUAUAGAACAACUAUGAAGGUUGAAUGGGCUGUUGAUGAUGAAGAGUCACAUAUAAAAAGACAGUACGUGUCUAUCAAAUCUCAUAUUGGAGGAGAAUUCAUGUUAUCUUCACAGUCGGUGAAUGGUAUAGCAAGGUCUUAUGUAUUUACUGGUUUAGAUUUACAUGAUGGAGUGACCUAUUAUGUUAACUUGAUAUCCUGUAACAGUGCUGAGAUAUGCGUUAUGUCUACAUCACAAGGAAUGUAUGUAGACAGUACACCACCAUCUAGAGGAACUUUUGCAGUGGCCACUGACCAUGCAGUCGAACAUGACCUUGCCAGAAAAGAAGAUGGGUGGAUGGCUUGGGAGACUUAUGUUGUGUAUCUGGCAUGGUUAGGAUUCAGUGAUAUCCAUUCACAGAUAGAUCAUUAUAUGGUCACUGUAGGAUCAUCAUACAUGGCUAAAGAUUUAACUAAGGAUCACAAAGCAAAGUACAUCCAUACAGAUGGAAAUAAAGAUCAUGGUGAUGAGGGCAAAGUUCAACUGUACAAAGUAGAGACAGAAAAACUAACCGAUUAUGAUGAACUCUUUAUUACUGUGUGGGCAGUAAAUAAGGUUGGUUUGCGAAGUCAUCUGGUCCAUUCAGCCUUCAGAAAAACUCCACCAAAGUCUUUGGAUUUAGUCAGAAGAUGCGAUGCUUUAUCCUGUGAAGGUCAUUGUAUAUGUGCUCCGCAGGACCAGAGGUGUCCAGAUUCUCCAACUAUUGGUGUUUGUAAUGAUUUGUCGGACAGUGUCUUUGCUGGUACCCAGUAUUCAUUAUUGCUUGUGGAAGAUACAAAUGGCUUCUCAACUGAUGAUCAGCGGGUGACAGCAUCUAACACUGUACUGAGAGCUGCAUGGCAGAUAUCGCAGCAAUAUCCAUCUAAACCUAACUGGUAUGAAUGGAGUGUUGGAUAUGCAGACGAGUCAACACCACUAGGUAUCUUUGACACAGGACAUGAUAAAGUGUGGCAGGAUGCUGGUCAGUUGAUGGAUGCUGUGUUUACUAUUGGUCCAGGUAAAGACGUACUAGAGAAUGCAAUGCUAUAUUCUGUAUUUGUUAAAGUUUGGUAUUCCGCCAACAUUUAUGCUGUGUUUAAGACAAAUGGUAUAUAUGUGAUGACAAAAGCACCUGUGUUAGCAACAGUUAGAGGCACUAUGGUAACAGAAAAAGUACAAGGUACAAAAGUUAAAGAUGACGAUUAUAUAAGUAUUGGACGACCUAUAACCUACACAUGGAAAGACAAAUUCAUGAAUGCUGAGGCUACGAUUGAAAAUUAUAGACUAUAUCUAAGUUCAUUUCCAGGAGGUUAUGACAUCCGGACAAUACAUAAAAAUAUACCAGGGACGGCAACAGGAUACAACAUGUCUAGAAUCACCCUUGUACCUGGUGUUAAGUAUUACUCCAAUGUUAUAGCUUAUAACUAUGCUGGAGCCCACACUACAUCCACAUCUGAUGGAUUCAUUGUGGACCAUGUGAUUCCUUCAGCAGGUAUCGUUUAUGAUGGAUUAGGAAUAUUGGACAUAGAGUACCAAAACUCAACAGACAAUGUGGCAGCUCACUGGCAUGGAUUUAUAGAUACAGAGUCUGGUAUUCAGUCAUACUUCUGGUGUGUAGGGAAUACAACUCAUGUACACAGAAUUUACUCAAAUUCAGAAUGCAGUGUUCAUCCGUGGAUCAACGUUGGACUUCGAGUUUCUGCAUCAAAGAAUCUAUCUACAGAUAUAUUACAGGGGGAAAAAAUAUACAAUAAAGUGUAUGCUAUUGAUGGUGUUGGUAGAAGAUCAUCUAUUGUUGUCUCUGAUGGAGUCAUAAUUGACAUAACUUCUCCUAUUCCGGAAAAGUUCAUAAUUGCUACAGAAUUAUUUGGAAAUAACACAUCAUUUGAAAACACAGGUGGAGAAGAAGUUAAAUUUGAAAAUGUCAGUUCUACAGAUAUUUGUAUGAUUUCCAAGAGUUUUCAUCCAUUGUCAUGGACACCUUCACCAUUAACUUGCAUGGCAGUUGUGUCAUCUGAAGUUAAUUUAGCAAAAGAUGGGCGAUCUUUUUUGUUUAUAAGAGGAAGUGCUAGCCAGUGGAUUGAAACAUUCAGGGCAGGAUAUCUAUAUAAAAUCUCAUUUUUCUCCAGCCAUUUGCCAAUAACAGAUUCUGUUGGAGCAAAUAAAGAAGGAUUUAUACAACUUGAUGGUGUAAAACACAUCUUUUUGAUUUACACAAAGCCAUAUCGUCAUGAUGGACAUGAACUAGAAGACAGUCGAGAGAACAUUUCAUGGCAUGCUCACACAUUCUUUUUUAAAGCCAUCAAUACUCAUGCUAAUAUCACAAUAGGGAGUACAGACAAGACUACAGGAAUAUAUUUAGAUAACAUUUCUGUACAGGAAGUUAAUUUAACAACUAGUGCCACAAGUGGUCAUGUGCUUGGACAUGUUAUUUAUUUACAUGCGUGGAGUUCUAUUCAUGGUUCAUGGAGUUUCGAAGAUCCAGAAUCACCAAUAAUAGACUACACAUGGGCUAUAGGUUAUUCAGAGGGAGGUACACAGAUCCAACCAUUCAGAAGUGUGGGACUUAUGAAUUUUGCAGUUAACAAUAAUGUAACACUGGUCCACAACACCUAUAUUUAUGUGACAACUAUAGCCACUAAUGCUGCAGGAUUGAGGGGCGUGUCAUUUUCUGAUCCCAUUUUGGUGGACCUGACACCUCCUGAGUUUCAAUUUGUAAAUGACGGAACAGGUACAGAUGAAGAUGCCUGGGAAUUUAAUGAAGUGCGUGCUAACUGGGCGGUUGAAGAUCCUGAAUCUGGUAUUCUGUUAUGUAAAUGGGCUAUAGGCUACCAGCCUGGAGGGAAUGAUCUAUUACCAUUUACAGUAGUGACGACUACAACAGCUUACAAAGAGUUUCCUUACAAUUUAUUAACUGGCCAUACCAUUUAUACAACAUUGACAUGUGAGAACCAUGCAGGAUUGUCCUCUGUCAUGUCAUCCGAUGGAGUGAAGAUUUCAGACCAACCUCCAUCAGUGGCAGCAGCAGUUGUUGAGAAUUUGCCUUUGUCUAUGACAGAGUACAACCCGAGAGACUCAUACCAAGGAGUUACAGAUAAUUUCAGACUGAAGUGGACAGGAUUUGAUGACAAUAUAGGAGUAGAACGAUACGAGGUCUUUUAUAAAGAUGGUGGCAUAUCAGAGUUGAUGUUCUUUGCAGAUGUUCAAGAUGUACUUUAUGCCCAUUUUACAAAGAUAUCUAUUAAAGAGGGAUCAAACAAUAUCUCUGUUCAAGCUAUUAACAAAUUGUUUAAAACAAGCAGUAAAGUUACAUCUUAUUCAACUAUCGAUAUAUCUUCGCCAAAAGUAGAAACAACAAAGACCAUGUCCAUUAACUGGAUAAAUAACAGAGUAGUUGUUUCGUGGAACAAAAUUUUCACAUCAGACAAUGAUCUAUUCUAUGAAGUGUCCUCUGGAUCUACACAAGGAGGAGUUAAUAUAAUGCAAUGGCAGGAAACCAAACAAACCAGUAUUACAUUUGGUAUUCCAUCAUCAGUUUCAGUUACCACAGGGUUACCAGUUCACAUAACUGUCACAGCAGUCUCUGUUAGUGGAUUUUCGGCAGUAAAAAAAGGAAGUUUUAGACUUCCGUAAUUCUCCCAUUUUCUAGUCACCUCUGUUUAUAGUCCCUUUAUACCUCUGAACAAAGACAUAUUUGUUGAGCAAUUUGUAGUCUAUUUUAUACCUUUUAGAACCAUUUUGAAUUAUUACAUUUGGUUACUUAUUUGUAGGUAAUAAAACAAUAUAUAUUCCACACUAGUAAAUCAUUGACACUAAACUUAUCUUCAUAAUUAUCAAAUAACAUUUCCAAUCUUACCUAGGUUCGUUUCAAAUUUGGCGUUUUUCACAAUUUUUUCUUUAUUGCAAAUAUUUCAAUACUUUUUGUAAUUAUUUGAAAUUACAGUAUACGUGUAUGAAGACAUAUUUCCGCCUUUGGAAGUACAAAUAUUUUGUUACUAAUAAGUUAAUCUGGUUUGUUUUCAAGUUAAACUUGUGUGUUUUCAAGUUAAACUUGUUUGUUUUCAAGUUAAACAAUAAUGUUGUUAUUUUCCUGAUUUACAAUAUUUUGCUUACUGUACUUUAUGUACCAAUGAAUUCUUGAUAUUUUCCGUACAUUUAAUCACUUUAUUUGGAAAUAAGAAUGAUAAAUAACAGGAGUAAAAACACAGUUACUUGAAUUUGCCACAAAAAUGUAAAUGGAUAAAUUUGUAUGAACAUAGGUGUAUUACAUUUACAAUCAGAUUCUCAUUACGUUUGUGUACAUUCAUAAAAUAGGUAUAUUUAGGUAAAUUUUAUAUAGUUCAAUAUAAUAUAACAUGUUAUUAUUAUAAAUUUUAUUAUUAGAAGUUACAAUUUUUGUUACCCUUUCUAUUCCCCUGGCUUUUUCUAUAAUUCGGCGUAAAAUAGGCAUCAAUCAAUCAAUCUAUUCCCGUGAUUAUGAAAGUGAAGGCUCUUACAGUUACAAUUUAGACCGUCGAAAGUUCGUAAUUUUUUUUUAACUGUGUUCAAAUGUAAAACGUCCAUUAUACCUUAAAUAAAUAUAAUUACUUA